CUCUCUCUCUUCUUCUGCAACUCCAUCGACUUCCCCUUCCUUCCUCCAACGAUUUUUCUCACCCCCUCGAAUGCCCUUCUCUCUUAUCCUCCCGAAUUCAUGGACGGCAACGAAAACCCACCUCCACCUCCGCCGCCGCCGCCUCCGCCUCCUCCGCCGCGCGCCGCCGCGAGCCUCUCCGCCGCGGCCCUCGCCCAUCUCUCCUCCCUCUCCGCCCACCCUCUCUUCUCCGCCGCCUUCGCCUUCUACGCCCUCGUCCUCCUCUACUUCCCGCGCAUUUUCAUCCGGGUCCUCCUCUCCCCGGUCCUCCCCAUCACCGCCCUCUCCCUCCUCGCCCUCCUCCGCCUCGGCGCGUCCCAACAACGAGCCGCCCGGAAGCUGGGAGACCCCGCCGCAGUAGCCGAAGAAAGCAGGGUCGGGACCGAAGAAGAGAGCGGGGAGCUCAGGCGGGAUUCUUCCCGCGCCGACGGCCGCCUAUCGGAAGCCGACCCGCGAUCGGAGAUGAGUUUUUUCGCUCCGAGCGCGCGGUACGAGCGCCGCUUCGUGGAAUGGGACGUGAAGGCGCCCCUCGAGGUGAUCUACGAAGAGUACGAAGGCGAAGGAGACAAGGAAGAAGACGACGGCGGCGUCGGCGACGGCGACGGCGGCAGAGACUUCAGUUUCGGGGGACUCGAGAGGUACCCGUCGCUGUCGAUGUGCUACCCGGACUCGGACUCGGACUCAUCCUCGCCGGGCGCCGAUUUCGGCUUCUGCGGCUCCGGCGGCUUCGGCUCCGACUGGGACUCGCCGGAGAACGGCGUUUUCCGGUGGGAUGCGGAGGACGUGGGGGAGGGGUUGAUCGAGAUCGCGCUGGACUCGCACGGCGGCGAGGAGGAGAAUCUGAUCGAGAUCGACAUCUCUCCGGCGACGGCGAGGAAGCACCAUUGAGUUCGACGGUAUGAAGUUUGCCCAUCAUCGUCAAUAACGGAAGGAGAACAUGCCAUGUUUCAUUAAGCAGGUGGAGAGUAUAUCGGCAUGAAAGGGACGCGAC
Syzygium oleosum is the source of this 1030-nucleotide messenger RNA. RefSeq lists its product as uncharacterized. The record is from RefSeq and is a predicted model, not a curated record. Lineage: Eukaryota; Viridiplantae; Streptophyta; Magnoliopsida; Myrtales; Myrtaceae. Bases 100 to 927 code for a protein of 275 amino acids. The transcript is spliced from 2 exons.